This is a messenger RNA of Anthostomella pinea, 1647 nucleotides long. The record is from the annotation of a GenBank genome assembly. Lineage: Eukaryota; Fungi; Ascomycota; Sordariomycetes; Xylariales; Xylariaceae.
AUGGAUUCCAAGGUCCUGGCCUUUACGGCCAUUGCGAUUGUCUGCACCCCAUUCGCAGCCCUCCUAUGCUGGAAUUUCGCCCUGCCCACCCUGUUCCGAGUCUUCUCCCAGACUGUAGGCUCGUCUUCGGGCUGGUACCUGCGAAAGAAGACGGAAGGCCGCCGCGCCCUGAUCGUCCGAGCGACUGAGGAGAGCGAGAGAACUUUCCGCAAGCAGAGAUCCCCCAGAAACGACGGCAGCGAUGAUGACUGGGAGAACAUAGACAGUUCCACGGCAGCAACCUCGAACAACGGUGAAAAAGGCGGGGAAGACUGGGACGGCAUCGUUGGCUUCUUCCACCCUUUCUGCAAUGCUGGAGGAGGUGGCGAACGAGUGCUGUGGGCUGCAGUGCGUGCCACCCAGGAGAGAUGGCCGAGAGCCAAGAUCGUCGUCUACACUGGCGACCAUGACGUCUCCAAGGACAAGUUGCUCUCUCGCGUCAAGAACACCUUCAGCAUCGAUAUACACCCACCCACCAUACAUUUCCUCUACCUCUCGACCCGGCAUUGGGUACUCGCGUCUACCUGGCCUCAUAUGACCCUGCUGGGGCAGUCUAUGGGGUCCCUCAUCAUGGGCUGGGACGCCUUUUCUCUCUUGGUUCCGGACAUCUUCGUCGAUACUAUGGGAUACGCCUUUACGCUGGGUCUGAGCAAAAUGCUCUUUCCCGACAUGCCAACCGCCGCCUACGUGCACUAUCCCACAAUUUCCACCGACAUGCUCGAGUCGCUUGAUCCGAAUACUUCUGUCGGCGGUCAAGGUGUGAAUGCUGGGAAAGGGGUUGGCGUCAAGGGAAUUCUCAAGCAAUACUACUGGAAGUUGUUUGCUGGCAUCUAUUCGUGGAUGGGAGCUACCAUCGACGUCGUCAUGACCAAUUCAACUUGGACACAAGCACACAUUCAGUCGCUGUGGGGUCCCCGCCGGCAGCGGAAGAGUAGAGAUUUCCCCAUUGCCGUUGUGUAUCCGCCAUGCGCUGUCAACGAAAUCGAGCAGGCAGUCGAGUUGUCCCAGGAGAGCGAGAAGAGACGCGAGAAGUACAUAGUGUACAUCGCCCAAUUCCGCCCCGAAAAGAACCACCAGCUUAUUCUGCAAUCGUUUGCUGAAUUCGUCAACUCUGGCACCGAUGCCGCAAACGGAGCCAAACUAGUCCUCCUUGGUAGUGUUAGGGACGACAACGACUCGAGGCGCGUAUACAAGCUGCGUCUACUUGUCAACGAGCUUCACAUCAAGGACCGGGUCAUAUUCCAACUCGAUGCUCCGUGGUCCGAGAUACUCGAGUAUCUCAGAAAGGCCUACAUCGGGGUCAAUGGCAUGUGGAAUGAACAUUUCGGCAUCGGCGUAGUUGAGUACCUGGCGGCCGGUUUGAUCUCCGUCGUUCAUGAUAGUGGCGGUCCAAAGCUGGACAUCGUCACUGAGGUUGACGGUCAACCUACAGGCUUCCACGCCACCACUGAGGCCGAGUUUGCUGAGGGAUACGAAAAGGCUCUUUCACUUCCCGAUCCGUUGGCCGUCAGACUGAGGGCCCGCCAAUCGUCCAAGCGGUUCUCGGAAGAGGAGUUCGCGAAGCGGUGGUUGGCCCAGUUGGAGAAGUUGGUAGCAAUGAAGAUGUGA